Messenger RNA from Scophthalmus maximus (turbot), 1373 nucleotides. It is a transcript of the gene cd79a, whose product is annotated as CD79a molecule, immunoglobulin-associated alpha. The record is from RefSeq and is a predicted model, not a curated record. Gene Ontology annotation, cellular component: B cell receptor complex; external side of plasma membrane. Lineage: Eukaryota; Metazoa; Chordata; Actinopteri; Pleuronectiformes; Scophthalmidae. The transcript has 5 exons. Gene Ontology annotation, biological process: B cell receptor signaling pathway; B cell differentiation. Bases 121 to 834 code for a protein of 237 amino acids.
AAAACAGGAAACCAGUGUUUUAUCACAGCAACAGUGAAGACGUGAACAUCGUCCGUAGACUUUUCACCAAGGUUAAUACAGACGUUUUUAUUCUUAGAUUGAACAAGUGUGAAAAGGAAAAUGGCGAUCGCAGCAAUCUUGGUUCUGUGCAGCUUUGCAGUUAUUACUCAGAGUGAGGUGACUCUGCAGGCGGACGUGCCCUAUCUGAGAGUGUCCCUCUCUCACAGGGCUGUCCUGGAGUGCUGCUACAACACCAGUGGGAAGUCAGUGAAACACACCUGGGUCAAGAGUUUUAAAGUUGCCAAGGAAAGCUUCGGUCCGCUUGCUGUGAAUUUUUCAGAACAUGUUUUUGAGGGAUUCAAAACUAAAUCUGGGUGCAGCACCCUGACCCUUCGCUCAGUCCAGUUGAAUGACACUGGGAUGUACCAGUGCUGGCUGAACAGCAGUGACAUCAGGCUCUUCUCUCAUGGCACCUACCUGCAGGUCUUCAGUGAGUGUGUGCACGUCUGUGUGUCAGAGAUGGAGUCAAAGCCGCUGGAGAAGACGCUAAAUCUCAGUGAGAGCACCAAAAACAAGAUCCUGACAGCGGAGGGAGUUUUGCUGUUGCUGUGUGUGCUACUGCCGUCUACCACCCUUCUCUGCAAGUCAAAGAAACUACACGAACUAGAGAAAAAGAAAGCGAGGAAGGAAGAGGACAACAUAUAUCAGGGGCUUAAUCUGGACGAUUGUUGCUCCACAUAUGAUAAGAUCGAACGGUCCAAGGCACACGGCCCAUACCAGGAUGUGUGCAACACCAUGGAGGACGAAGAGGAGAUCCAGCUGGAGCAACCUUGAAGGAAAAGAGAGCGUGAUAGAGAAGAGGAAGGAAGAAAGGGAAUAUGUUGAAACUAUUUUGAGAGCUCAAGUUCAAGCAUGACAUUCUUUAUCACGCAUAUUGAACGUUCUGGUUUUUUUAUACAUUGCCUGCAGAUAGACUUUUAGCAUCAAACAACAUAACAUUUAAUCAGCUUCAUUCACUCGAAAUGUAAAGUUAAUGUUAAUGUUAAUAAACAGAGACAAGAGUUGCUAAUGUAAGAUUUUCAUGUAGCACAUGACCUUCCGCAGCAGAUGGAGUUGUCCAAAGUCAGAGUAUGAGGCGACAAGUCAGUCAGUGGGCAACUUUUGCAAAUGUGAUGGUUUCGAAAGCUCCAGAGCACAUUUGUGAUAUUUUUUGCUAUCAAUUCCUGUAAUGUUCAUUAAAAAGAUGAUAGACCCAGUACAAAGUCGUUAUAUCGCUCUUGCAUUUUACUCAUGACUUCUUGGUGUGACACAAUAUAUAUUUGCUUUUUGCCAUUCCUGUCAGUGCUCAAAGAAUAAAAUUGUAUUUUAUUAAA